AUGGAGGAAGAAGAUGUGUUUUGGCGACCAAACUUCUUUCCAGCUCAAGUCUUCUUUCGUGUGGAUGCGCCUUCUGCACCGUGCACCAUCCCUUAUCAGCCGAAGCAAAGCGCCGAUCUGAAAGUUGAUCCUCUCCACUCCCGCAGUCGCCUCGCAGCCUGUCAUCUUCAUCUCGGAGAGUUUCUGAAACUAAUCCUCGGAGUCAACAUGCCGCAAGAUGCGCUUCUUGCUAUCUGUGCUUUGCUCCCUCUCAGAGAGCGUCGGGCUUUCAGCUGUUUGGCCCGACAGUUCCGCUUGGCAACCACGCUCACUUGGAGUGACGACCCUGUGGAGAACGACACGACUCUCUUGAGCAUCAUGCGGAAAGAUCAGCCGGAGUUUCUGUCCAGAGCUAUCAAGGAUUCCGGCACAAGCAAAGAUUCGCUCGGACGGAUUCUCGUGCAUGCGACUGAUGGAGGCAGAGUCUACCGUCGCCACCGAUGCUGCAGACUUCUGGGUGAGAUGGGUGCAGAAGUUCGUUGUGAAGAUGCUGUCAGGGUGACAGGUGGACUGCUCGGCUAUCACGAUGGUGUGUAUGUUCGGAAGCUCGGGCAAAGCCGGCUUGCGUAUAUCGGCAGCGAUAGCAUUUUGGCCUUAGAGGAGCCCUCCGAGAACUUGUUCCGCCGGAUUGAGCAAGGUUUCAAGAUCAGCCCAGACAGAACCGCGAAGGAUAAAAUCUGGUGCCAUUUGGACGAUGGAGGCUUGAACCUGGCCCAUGUUGCAUUCUCGGCCAGCACCGUACCGCCCUCUGACGGAUGGCAUGCAGAAGCGGACUCACCACGGGUGAUCCCUACCAUACGUGUCCAGCCGUUGCGUCUCGAAGACCUGCUGUAUUCCGGCCCGGCGAGUAGUGGCCCAAUUCUGGACAGAAGGGAGGUUCGCAUCUCAUUCGCCAGGCCGCUUCAUUGGAUCCCCGCAAGUGACCGGUCCGAGGCAUCUGGACUCUAA
Messenger RNA from Symbiodinium necroappetens, 987 nucleotides. The record is from the annotation of a GenBank genome assembly. Lineage: Eukaryota; Dinophyceae; Suessiales; Symbiodiniaceae.